Messenger RNA from Puma concolor (puma), 660 nucleotides. It is a transcript of the gene ALG14, whose product is annotated as ALG14 UDP-N-acetylglucosaminyltransferase subunit. Gene Ontology annotation, biological process: dolichol-linked oligosaccharide biosynthetic process. Lineage: Eukaryota; Metazoa; Chordata; Mammalia; Carnivora; Felidae. The record is from RefSeq and is a predicted model, not a curated record. Gene Ontology annotation, molecular function: N-acetylglucosaminyldiphosphodolichol N-acetylglucosaminyltransferase activity. Gene Ontology annotation, cellular component: UDP-N-acetylglucosamine transferase complex.
AUGGUUAGCGUCCUUAUUCUAGCCGCGGCGGGAGCUGCGGUGGCCGUGCUUCUUCUGGCACUGCGGCUGUGGGUUGUGCUCCAUUCUCGGGUCCUUGUGCCCCGUCAGUCUCUCAGUCUCUUGGUGGUGGCUGGGUCCGGUGGGCACACCACUGAGAUCCUGAGGCUGCUUGAGCACCUGUCCAAUGCUUACUCUCCCAGACAUUAUAUCAUUGCUGAUACUGAUGAAAUGAGUGCCCAUAAAAUAAAUUCUUUUGAACGAAAUCGAGCUGAUAGAGACCCCAGUACCAUGUUUCCCGAAUACUUUAUUCACCGCAUUCCCAGAAGCCGGGAGGUUCAGCAGUCCUGGCUGUCCACAGUGCUCACCACUUUGUACUCUAUGUGGCUCUCCUUUCCCCUGACUCACCGAGUGAAGCCAGAUUUGGUGUUGUGUAAUGGACCAGGAACGUGUGUUCCUGUCUGCGUAUCUGCCCUUCUCCUUGGGAUACUAGGAAUAAAGAAAGUGAUCAUUGUCUAUGUUGAAAGCAUCUGCCGAGUAGAACAUUUAUCCCUGUCCGGAAAGAUUCUGUUUCACCUCUCCGAUUACUUCAUUGUUCAGUGGCCGGCUCUUAAGGAGAAGUAUCCCAAGUCGGUGUACCUCGGGCGAAUUGUCUGACAAAUG